Molecule: messenger RNA, 561 nt
Organism: Brassica napus (rape)
Lineage: Eukaryota; Viridiplantae; Streptophyta; Magnoliopsida; Brassicales; Brassicaceae
Product: vegetative cell wall protein gp1-like
Exons: 2
Coding region: 1-561 (186 amino acids)
Source: RefSeq, a predicted model, not a curated record
AUGUCAAACCCUUGGUUGACGCCCCGCCGUGCUUCCGCCCUAUCCCCUCCGUCUCUCGCCGCUGGUGAUGACCGGAACCCCAUCCCUCCUCUUCCCCCCGACCCUCCUGACCUUGGCCAAUACCCUCCACUUUCUCCCUCUUCCACCAAAACCAUCCUUGCCCCUAAGUCAACUCUUAAGCCUAAGAUUAUUGGAUCUGAAGGCAAAACUGGUUCAGUUGCUUCUGGAUUUGAGAAAACUUCUCCCCAACAAUUCACAAUUCUAAAACCUAAAAAAUCUUCCCCCCUCCAAACCAACCGAGCCGCAUCCCCUCCGAGUCAAAUCUCCACCCACUCUCCUCCUUCUGAAGAAACCUCCACCCGUACUACUCAACCUGAACAAACUGAAACCUCAGAUAUUUUGAUGGCAGAAGCUCCUCUUCCAGCUUCUGUUACUCCUCCUCCUACUGUUAAUGUGUCUCCUGCAGCUCAGCAAGAGCCACAAAAAUCUUUUGUUCAGCAAAUGCCACAAAAUUCCUCUACUCAGCAGACUCCUUCCCUAGUUGAAAAAUCAGAAGAUUAA